Messenger RNA from Tachysurus fulvidraco (yellow catfish), 6538 nucleotides. RefSeq names its product structural maintenance of chromosomes flexible hinge domain containing 1 (gene smchd1). Gene Ontology annotation, molecular function: ATP binding; protein binding. The transcript has 49 exons. Bases 235 to 6192 code for a protein of 1985 amino acids. NCBI's taxonomy places the organism in Eukaryota, Metazoa, Chordata, Actinopteri, Siluriformes, Bagridae. The record is from RefSeq and is a predicted model, not a curated record. Gene Ontology annotation, biological process: chromosome organization; double-strand break repair. Gene Ontology annotation, cellular component: chromosome.
UGGAGAACUGACAACACGGGUCCAAAAAGCGAAAGCGGACGGAGGUGUGUGAAAGCUCCUGGGACCUUCAACAGAGUAGUGAUUCUGAAGUGCAACAGUACUUAAGUGUUAACAAUUAUCAGUUAAGCAAACAUUUUGGAUGAAGGGUGCGGUAUUUCGUUCAGAAUUUAGAGGGAUAUGUGUGUAUAAAGACUAUAAAUUGUUGAAAUAAGUGAAACGGAGAGAAGUGUAAACAUGGCGGAAUCGGGAGUUCCUGCAGCGAAGGCAUCACACAGCAGCCGGUUUGUUUGUGUAUUUGACUGUCGCCCCCAGUGCAAAGGGAUCACCAAAAAGGUGCUGGAUGUCGGCGGGAAGAACUACAAACAGUUUCUGUCUGCUGUGCGCAAGGAAUUUUUUAUCUCAGGAAAUGAACGUUUUGUGAUCACAACGACCGACCGCAGGGAGCUCGUUACAGACAUUUACGACGAAUUAUCAGAUGGAAAAACUUUAUAUCUGCUACAAUCAGUGGAUCAGGAAUUGGCUGUUGCAACUGAAGAAACAAUUAAGUAUGUUCCCCAUUUCCACACCAUUGUGCAGAGCGGCCAGUAUGAGUACUAUGCCAGUGAAGGACAAAAGGCACUACCCUAUGCCUUUGCUGAGCUUAUUGAUAAUGCACUUUCUGCAACCUCGCGUAAUUCUGGAACCAGGAGCAUCGACAUAAGAUUGUUCUUUGACGAGUCUCAAGGUGGACCGGCCAUAGUAGUGAUGGAUAACGGACGUGGAAUGACCUCCAAGGAGUUAAAUAACUGGGCAGUUUAUCGCCUUUCUAAAUUCAAUCGAGACGACCGCACAUUUAGGAGUGAUGAAUCAGGAUAUGUGCGUCCCAGUGCAGUCCCUCGCAGUCUGAACAGUGACAUCUCCUACUUUGGUGUUGGAGGCAAACAGGCUGUGUUUUAUAUAGGCCAGUGUGUACGGAUCAUAAGUAAACCAGUCGGCUCUCCAGACGUCCACGAGUUUGUCAUGUCUAAAGAAGACUUUGAGCAGAAGGAGAAAAGCAACAAAGAAAUUUAUUCUGGUAUCAUCCGGAACAGAAAGCCAGGAGAUGGCUCUCAUUUGAAAGUGGAUGAGGAGCGUUUCCUACAAACUCUUUUUCUGGAAGAGAAAAGCAAGGAGAGUUUUACUACUAUAGUCAUAACUGCAGUCCACCCGGAACAUGUUGCCUACCUGAAACAGGAUUUUGUCUCCUGGACCAGAGAGCUGGCGCACAUCUAUCAUUACUAUGUUCACGGUGUACAAGGAAAUGUCAUGGGAGACAGAGCAACCACUGAAACGGCAUCAAACAUUGACAUCCAGAUCUGUUUAAUUGAUCGGUACCCUCGCUUGCCAAAGCUACUGAAUUUAAAAGAGAUCGAUAAUGACAUGCAGACUCUUUUUAUAAACUCCAGUGUGGCUGAGUUUGAGUUUAAAGCCACUAAAGAAGGAGACGCCAAAGUAGAAGGUCUGAUUAGAUAUCAUCCCUUCCUGUAUGACAGAGAAACCUAUCCAGAGGACCCCUAUGCCCCUAAACCAGCUCCAGAGAGUGACGAAGACUGCUUUGUUUUACACGGCGAGGGCCGAGGGAAAAGACCCAUCUUUGAAUGCUUUUGGAACGGACGAUUAAUCCCCUAUUCUUCCGUCGAUGAGUUUAGCUGGUGUGCAAGACCCAAAAAGGUCUGUUCAGUACCGUUAGAAUGCUAUAACAGGAUCUCGGGCGUUCUCUUCACUAAUGACCGUUUUCAAGUCAGCACCAACAAACUCACAUUCAUGGAUCUGGAAUUACAGCUUCGUGACAAAGUCACCAUAUUUACAAAAGUUCUUAAUGGUCAGGAGCAAAGAGCGAACAUCAACCGAGAGUUCACAAACUGGUUGAGUAUGUGCCAUGAGAAAUAUGAUAAACAGGUCAGGUUCUUUGGUUUCCAAUGUAUAACGACUCUCCCAGAUAUGCAACCUAAACGUCGGCAGUCACCGUGGGCUCAGUACAAAGCCAUUGAGUGGGAUGGUAAGACCUUCAAAACUGGACAGCAGGUGAAGACGAUGAAAACUCAGCCUAUAGUUCAUGGCACAAUAGAGCGCUUUUUGCUCUAUGGGGACCAUGAAGGCGACGUCUAUGCUACUGGGGGGUAUGUCCAAAUCAUACUGGAACCUAAGGAGUUGUAUAAUGGGGGUAAGAUCAUCCCCAUUACUAAGAUCGACAGACAGGCUACAGAUGAUGACAUCAAGGGAAGCAUUGAGAAUGAUCUAAGCAAACUUCCUGAUAAGUUGGAAGUCACGUGGCCAGAGGGGAAUCCGUGGCCUGAGAAUGCUAUCAAGCCAGCUGGGACUCCCAUGGGCCCAAUCAGAGUUGAGAUUUUGAAUAAACUAGGGGAGAAAAUGUCACGGCUGCCUUUACCCAGUGUUAAUUCCAAGAGAUUACAGAUUGAGCUUGAAGUAGUCUGGCACUCUGGGAACAAGGACACUGUAACGAACUAUCUCCUUUGUGGGCACGCUAAGUGGGAGUACUGGUUUAAAAAAAUGGAAAAUUUUAAUAAGUUGGGGUCGUACACACUUCAUUUGCAAACUGUACUAAGCGACGGUGAUUCCCCAGCAAAAGAGUGGGCCGGAAGACGACUACCUGAUUAUACACUCAACUUCAGCAUUAAAGAAAGCAGUGCAGCAGCUUUCGCGGUCGGUGUUUUUCCUUCUCCCGUUCAGGUGGGAGUACCAUUCGCUUUGCCUCUGAAAUUUACAGAUGCAUUUAGUCAUCCAACUCAGCCGCCUUCUGGCAUCAAACCCCAGCUAGAGUGCAGUUCACUGAAACUGAGCUAUGAAAAGACGAAUGCAAGUGAAACUUUCACCAUACAAGACCUGAAAGCUAUGGGUAAAGCCAACCAUCCUGAGAAGGUACACACCGUAAAGGUAACAAUCCCAGGCCUCAACCCAGACUCCCAGACGUUCCAAAUUAAUGUCCGUCCAGGCCCUCCUCAUCAGCUGGUGGUGAAGCCUACAGAUGAAGUUUGCAUAGAGAACGGCACAGCCGCAGACUUCAAAGUAGAAGUUCAGGACGAGUUCCAUAAUAUUACAACGCAUUCUAAACUCAUUGUUCGCUGCCAGUUAUUCGGAGCCUCUGAUUUGCCAGUGUACACUGCUGACUGCAGUAAUACGGGGACUGGUGUGCUGCUGGCAAAACCACUACUACUGAAGAACGUCACCACCGAACGUAUCCUCACUGCAAAAUUUGCCAUUCCUAAUCAGAAGGCUGUGGCUUGUGUGGAGAGAACAAUCCGUAUUUUGCCAAGCAGCCGUGUCUGCCGUAUCGAGAUCUAUAGGCAGGAGAAUGAUUCGGACGAUGACAUAGUACUCCAGAAUAAGGAGCAUGUUAACUGGACGGCUGGCGACACCCUCGGGAGUCUGUGCUUUAGACUGUAUGAUGAGGGGGGCAGGAAGGUGGCUUUAACACAGAGUCUUGCCCAGAACAUAAAGGUCAACUGGGCUGCAGAUAUUAAAACUGCAGAAUUGGCAAAGGGAAGACUACCGAGUGUGUGUGUUCCCACUAAAGCACAUGGAGAACAAUUUUGCCAGGUGUUAUUUCAGGAUCAGCACACGGUCGACACGUCCUUUACCAUAGUCCCACGGCCGGACGAGCCCGAACAUCUGAAGAUCACUAUUAAUGAAACAACUGUCCGGAUGGGUGAAACUCUGUCUGGAAAUAUUUAUGUUGACGUGGUUGAUCAGUAUGGCAAUAAGACUGAUGCUCUAAGUGCUGAGAGCAUGAAGGCAGUCAGUGUGUCUGCAAAAAACCUUGAUGAAUCAGCCUUGAAUUUCAACUGGCAGACCAGUACAGGGAAAAUGGUGGUGACUGGCGUUCGCUUUGUAGAAGGUUCUCCCGGACCACGGGAGCUGUGUUUUAAGUACCAGAAUUUUGAAUGGUUUGCCAGAAUAAAAGUCACUGCAGGACCACCCAAAAAAAUCACUCUGCUGGAAGCACCAGAGCAGCCUGUACAGGUUGUAAACGGUCAAGGUCUGAACACUCCGUUCCUGCUGCAGUUGUGUGAUGAUUGGGGAAAUCCUGUUCCAGACCAGCGUGUUGUAAUAACAAUAAAGCCUCUAUCACCACAGCUCAAGGUGAAAUCUUCAGUGAUGUCCCAGCCUGUGGAUACAGAAGGAAAGGCCAGCUUUUUACUGGAAAGCAUAACAGCGACAAUAGGAGAGCAUCAGCUGGAGUUCAGAGGAUCCUUCAGUAAAAACAAUAAUAUUUCUGGCCCAGUUGUGAAGCUGUGUGUGUUACCCGAUCCCAACAACCCCGUUAAGCUUAGCGUAGAAUACGACAACAAAUCCGUAUUAAGAGCAGGAGAUAUUUUCCCUGUGUUCAAACUAAGUGUACUCUCUGAAGAUGGCAGACCUGUGAAGAACGUGAGUCCAUCUAGUCUGUCCAUGCUUCUGUGGCAAGGCUUGGCUUCAGGAUCCCACCCUCCAAAUGGGGCAACAACCUUUAAAUGUAGCAAACCCAAGGACAAGGAAAAGGAUGACCACUUUUACUUCAGAGAUAAAGAGAUUCCUUCCCGAGUGGGAAAGUACAUGGUGCAGUUUGUUUAUGCUUUAGAGAAAAUCAAGUCCAUCUGGAGCAGUCAGAUCGCUCUGAAUAUUGUUGCCAAUAAGCCAGUCAAACUUGUCCCAGACUCUCCUGCUUCAACUCCUGUGGUCUCUAACAGCAGCAGUCUGGCUGACCGCACUCUUCUACAAGUACUGUGCUUGAAGAUAAUGGAUGAGCACAGUAACCCAGCUGGAAUGGGGAUUAAUGGAAAAGUGCUCCUGACUGUGACAACUGUUGAUGGUGAUGAUGCAGAAGAUGUUCCAAUGUUUGAGAACAAGGCCAAGAGUCUAACAUACGAUCUAAUUAAUGGCAAGGCUCUUAUAAAUGACUUGGCACUUAUGGAGAAUAGUCCAGGGGUUGAUGGAGCUGUGUAUGUACUCAAGUUCUGUCCGGUGUUUGAAGACACUACAUCUCUGGCCACCAUCCCUCCUUUUAAUUUGCCCUUCAGGUUCUACAAUGAUGCAGAAAACCAGAAGGUUAUGGCUACAAUGAGUAAAAAGAAAGACCAGCUGUCUCAGUCUAUUGUAGUCUACAAAGAUAUUUUGGAGACCAACAAACAACUCGAAGCUGAACUUAAGGGUCAAUUGCAAGAUGCAGUUAGUAAAGAGUCUCAGCUGAAGCUGGCGAUCAAGAAAACCGGCAUAGAUAUUUCAAAAUUAACCGACGUGACAUCAGCUGAGGGUUUAGUUGCUCAAAUGAUUGCAGAUUUGACGAGGCUACAAAACCAGCCUCGUCGAAAAUGUACCAUGUCUGAUCCAUUCAGAGGCGGCCAAGACGUCCUAGGAAAGAUAGCACACCUGGCACUUGUUCAGGACGACGAUGCAGCCAAGGUCAUUUCCUGGCAUCUUCUUGGUGACAUGGACUGUGUGGUUACCGUGACAACAGCUGCAGCAAAAAGAAUCUACGAUGACACACAAGGACGGCAACAAGUCAUGCCCCUAGAUACAAUCUUCUGGAAACCAAACAACAGGCCACUGCCCCACAUCAGGAACGGUCAAAGUUUGUUCUCACCAGUAGGAAACCCUGUGUUCGCAAGAGACCUGCUCAUUUAUCCUGAGCAUGCAGAAAGCUGCAACAAGGUCUUCACCACUGUCCUCGGAGACACCAUAUUAGUGGACGAUUUGGAUUCUGCUAACCAUUACCGAAAAGGGGUUGUCCAGAGCAAGGUGCAGUGCCCUACUCUACUGACGAGGCAAGGGGAGCGUAUCCGUAGCAAUGGGAAGUUUGGUGGUUUACAAAACAAGGCUCCACCAUUGGAGAAACUGAGAGGGCACGUGUUUGGAGCACCAUUGCCUCAAGUAUAUCACACCCUGUACAGGCAGAAGGAGCUGCUACAACAAUAUGUUAUAGCAGUACAGAAUGCAAUAAAGGUCAAGGCUGAUUACGACGCACACGUGGAGUAUCUGCAGAGUCCUCCUAUGAUCAAGAAACAACAGGAGCUCAAACAGCAAGAGAAGGAGCUCAGAGAAAUCGAGAAAAAACUUACCAGCACUCCUGUGCGCACUUCUCCUGGUUCCGUAAAACGAAACCUUAUGGAAGAGUUAGACGAGUCCCUUCCGGCAAAAAGGAUCCGACGUAAAACCCAAAAACUACUGGAUCCUUAAAUGCCAUCAUCUCAGACCAACAAGCAGAAUAAUCACAAAAUGAAUAGAUUAUAUUUACUGCUGCAACAUGGAUGUAUUUUAGAAAAAGAUGUUUGUGUUAAAUGCAAAUUAUUUUCUACCGGGAGUGAAGUUUUUUCUGUUUUCUGUCUUUAUUACCUGUUUUUAAGUUUUCAUUAAUACUUUAUAAAUUGUAUAAAAUUAACUCUUGCUACAUAUUUUAUAUGCCAGAUUGCUUUUUCUGACUUACUGUAAACUGAAAGGGAACUUAAGUUAUGGACCAUGUCCACACAGACUUUCUUAUGUUUUAUAUUUGAAGAAAAAAAAGAAAAUAUAUGUUUUUACUUAA